Messenger RNA from Lathyrus oleraceus (garden pea), 1893 nucleotides. Its product is annotated as sugar transporter ERD6-like 5. Gene Ontology annotation, molecular function: sugar transmembrane transporter activity. The transcript has 18 exons. Gene Ontology annotation, cellular component: membrane. The record is from RefSeq and is a predicted model, not a curated record. The coding region runs from base 264 to 1718 and encodes 484 amino acids. NCBI's taxonomy places the organism in Eukaryota, Viridiplantae, Streptophyta, Magnoliopsida, Fabales, Fabaceae. Gene Ontology annotation, biological process: transmembrane transport; carbohydrate transport.
AUAUCAUAUUUCUCAUGUGAAACUUCAUGAAUAACAUGACUCCAAAAAAUUUCUACUUAGAUGAUUUGUCACAUAAAACAAAGGAAUUUGUUGUGUAGGAAAAAUAAUUUAUCAUUCAAUACAAUAGCUUAAAUAAAAUAAGUUCACAUUUUCUACAACAAAACCAGUGCCAAUCAUUUCAGAUCACACACACACAUCACAUCAUAUACACUCAAGUUUUCUUCUUUUACAGUAUCCUUUCUGAGUUCUGAGUGUAGUUUGUCAUGGACAAUGAAAGUACCGAACCAUUCGAAUUUUCAACUCAUCUUCUUUCUUCCAUUUGCGAAGAUGCUAGUUCAGUACCAACUAGUAUUCUUAUACUUAGCACCCUUGUUGCUGUCUCUGGUUCUUACGUUUUUGGCUCUGCUGUCGGGUAUUCAUCCCCUGCUCAAUCUGGAAUCAUGGAUGACCUCAAUCUUGGCGUAGCCGAGUAUUCAGUUUUUGGUUCAGUACUGACAAUUGGAGCAAUGGUUGGAGCCAUUGGUAGUGGCAGCAUAGCAGAUUAUGCAGGUCGUCGACUUGCCAUGGGGUUGUCACAGCUAUUCUGCAUCUUGGGAUGGCUUGCCAUAGCAUUCUCAAAGGUUGCUUGGUGGCUUUAUAUUGGAAGACUAUUGUUAGGAUGUGGAAUGGGCCUUCUAUCUUAUGUGGUACCGGUUUAUAUUGCUGAAAUAACACCCAAGGAUCUUCGAGGGGGAUUCACCGCAAUUCAUCAGCUAAUGAUUUGUUUUGGAGUAUCGUUAACUUAUCUUAUCGGAGCAUACUUGAAUUGGAGGGUUUUGGCUCUAAUAGGAACUAUUCCAUGUCUUGCACAGCUUCUGAGUCUAUACUUUAUUUCCGAGUCUCCUAGGUGGCUGGCAAAGGUUGGUCUCUUGGAAAGGAGUGAAUCUGCGUUGCAGCACCUUAGAGGAAAGAAUGCUGAUGUUUCUGAAGAGGCUAUUGAAAUUAUAGUAUAUAAUAAGCGUUUUUCCAUUAGUGUUGAUUUGAAGGAAUUUACAGAAGUCUUUCAAGAGCAAACAGAAGCUAGCAUGAUUGGAUUAUUUCAAUUACAGUAUUUGAAGUCACUUACUGUAGGAGUUGGCCUGAUAGUACUACAACAAUUUGGAGGGGUUAAUGGCAUUGCUUUUUAUGCAAGCUCUAUAUUUGUGUCUGCUGGGUUUUCCAGAAGUAUCGGAACAAUAGCAAUGGUUAUUGUUCAGAUACCAAUGACAGCAUUGGGAGUAAUUUUGAUGGAUAAAACCGGAAGACUGCCACUUUUACUGAUCUCUGCAUCAGGAACAUGCUUAGGAUGCUUCCUUGUAUCUCUGUCAUUCUUUUUGCAGGAGUUGCAUAAGUGGAAAGAGUUCAGUCCUAUUCUCGCACUCGUCGGUGUAUUGGUAUAUACGGGAUCGUUCUCACUUGGCAUGGGAGGAAUACCUUGGGUUAUAAUGUCCGAGAUAUUUCCCAUCAAUGUGAAGGGAUCUGCUGGAAGCUUUGUAACAUCUGUUCACUGGCUGUGUUCUUGGAUUAUAUCAUAUGCUUUUAACUUCCUCAUGAGUUGGAGUUCAACAGGAACUUUCUUCAUGUUCUCUAGCAUAUGCGGCCUCACCAUUCUUUUUAUAGCAAAACUAGUACCGGAGACUAAGGGGCGUACGCUUGAAGAAGUUCAAGUGUCUCUGAAUCGAUAUCCAACAAAGAGAUGAAUUUGACAUGACCCUGUAAGAGAAUUGCAUGCAUAAUAAAUCCAACAAAAAUGGUUGUAUAUUAUAGUGGUGUGCAUAGAGGUUCCGGAAACAAAAUUGUUCAUGUUGUGUUUUCAUUCACAAGAUUUGAAUAAUACCAUUUUCAAAAGGGAGCGUUUCUCAUUCUUUAAAUAAA